Molecule: messenger RNA, 1693 nt
Organism: Corticium candelabrum
Lineage: Eukaryota; Metazoa; Porifera; Homoscleromorpha; Homosclerophorida; Plakinidae
Product: N-acetylglucosamine-1-phosphodiester alpha-N-acetylglucosaminidase-like
Exons: 8
Coding region: 1-1626 (541 amino acids)
Biological process (GO): secretion of lysosomal enzymes
Source: RefSeq, a predicted model, not a curated record
AUGCUGUGUGCGUUAUUAUUGCUGUCGUUGUCUUCAGCAUCUCAGUAUCCUCGUGAUGUACUAACUCCUUACGUGCGGAACCACGGUCCUGAACACGAUCAAGAGCACGUGUGGUCUCUACAGGACCCCAAUUGGGGGUCUCUCACAUAUGAAUCAUUUGCAGCUUCCGACGUAGAGAAGGAACCUGUUGCUCUCAGGAGGCAAUUCGUGGACUACAAUACUCGCCAUCAGGCAGUACCAGGUCACAUCGUGUAUGCAGAGUUGCCCAGACGGACGUUUUCAGUAGUUGAACCAGGAGGGCCUGGUGGGUGUGGCAUCAAUCCGAUUGGAGAGAGUGGGGACUACGCACGCUAUCCGUGGCCUAUCCAGGCUACUGUAAAGGACACUGCUGAGAAUUCUGAGUGCCUAGUUGCUAUGAAUGCCGGCUACUUUGGUGUUCAUACGGGCCAGUGUUUUGGUAGUCUGGUUGUGGAUGGUCACAUCAUUCAGGUGUCUAACAACACACCAAAUGCUGCGUUUGGUAUUCGACAGGAUGGGACUUUGCUGACUGGAUAUAUCCCUGAUGAGGAGAUUAGUAAUCAAUCUAAUCCAUUAGUUCACUUGGUGUCGGGUGUCAUCUGGUUGGUUCGAAAUAGUGUUAAUUAUGUCCAGGAAAGUGCGAAGGCAGAGGCUUCGGAAAACGAGGGAACAGGGACAAUGAAACAAUUUAUUGAUGUAAUUUCGGCCAGAACAGCUAUAGGGCAUGAUAAAGAGGGAAGAGUGAUUCUAGUGCAUGUGGAAGGUCAAACAGAUCAGAGAGGUAUGGACCUUAAUGACUUUGCUAAUUUGCUGGUUCGUCAUGAUUUGGUAAAUGCGAUUAAUCUGGAUGGAGGAGGAUCAGCAACAAUGGUAGUGAAUGGAACACUUAUUAGCUACCCUACAGACCAUUGUAAAGGAGCAUUUCGUUGUAUGCGUGAGGUGUCAACUGUUGUGUGUGUUCGCCGGCCAGUUUGUAGAUAUCCUAGUUGUAGUGGACAUGGCCACUGUUGGUUGGGUGUGUGUCACUGUUAUGAGCCAUGGACAGGAGACGCGUGUGAACGAUUGAACUGCACUGCCGUCUCUUGCAACAACAGAGGGAACUGUUCAGAGGGUUUGAAAGAGUGUGAUUGUAUAGCUCCUGGUUACACAGGAACUUUUUGUAGCCAUGUAUGUCUGCAAGGUUUCUAUGGUCGUGGUUGUAAAUUGAAAUGCCCUUGUUACCAUGCUUCAACAUGUAGUCCAUUCACUGGUCAUUGUACACAGUGUGAGCCUGGAUGGAUGGGAAAAUACUGCAAUGAGACUUGUAUGGUUGGCUACUUUGGACAAGACUGUCUCCACAAAUGUGACUGUUCUCAGCAUUGCAGCUGCUCUCAUUUCACUGGUGAAUGUAUGUGUGAUGAGGGUUCAGAAGGUCCUACUUGUAUUAAUGCAAUGAGAAUGACUAAUGGCUCUGAUGCUUCUCCCACCAACAUUUCUAGUGAUUCUAGUGGUAUAUCACUGAUUCUUGUUGUGUUACUUGGAGCCAGCGUUCUUCUCAAUGCUCUUCUCACUUGUGCUUUGUCAUAUUCAUCACAAAGAACGAAGAGUAGAUAUGAUAUUAAAUUGUGAUGGAGUGCUUGUACAGAACUAAUAUUCUGAUUGUAAUUCUGAUAUAUAAAUAUAACUACACCAGAUA